Messenger RNA from Triticum turgidum subsp. durum (durum wheat), 1416 nucleotides. NCBI's taxonomy places the organism in Eukaryota, Viridiplantae, Streptophyta, Magnoliopsida, Poales, Poaceae. The record is from the annotation of a GenBank genome assembly.
AUGGCAGACUACUCGCGUGUUAGGGUCGUCAGUCGGAGCCUCGUCAAGGCGGCCGGCACCGUCACGCCGCGCAUCCUCGCCGUUUCCAACCUCGACCUGCUCCCUCGGCCCAUACCGUCCUUGCUCCUCUGCGCCUACCGCAAGCCCUCCACCGGCUGCUUCGGCGAUGUCGUGGCCAUCUUCAAGGCCAGUCUACCGUCCCUGCUCGAGCACUUCUUCCCCCUCGCCGGCCGCCUCGUGUACAGCCCGCGCUCCGGGGUUCCGGAGGUGCACUGCGACAACCAGGGCGCGGAGCUUGUCGUCGGUGAGGCCGGCGUGGAACUGGCGAGCCUGGACUAUGGCGCGCUAGGCGCGUCGCUGGCGAGGAUCGGCGCGCUCGUCCAGUACGGCGCCGACGUCGUGCUCUCGGUGCAGCUCGUGUCCUUCGCCUGCGGCGGGUUCACCGUCGCGUGGUGCUCCAACCACGUGGUCAUGGACGGGUACGGGCUGUGCAUGCUCGCCAGCAUGUGGUCCGAGCUCGCGCGGUCCGGGAGGAUCGACACCACCCGCGGCGGCGGGGCCCCCAGCUUCGACCGCUCCGUGCUGCCGCGCCCCCGCGCCGCGCCGUCGUACAGCUCCUCGCUCAGCGAGGCGUUCACGCCGUUCGAAGGCAAGCAUCUGGUUAACUCGCUCACGGCCGAGAGCUACUGCGUCACGCGCCUGUACUACGUCGAGGAGCGUGAUAUCGCUAUGCUGCGCGCGCGGGCGAGCGGGGAGGGUGUCGGCGAGCGACGCGCGACCCGCCUCGAGGCGAUGUCGGCGUACCUGUGGAAAGCCUUGGCCGCCGUCGUGGCCGCGUCCGGCUCCGACGAGACCUGCCGCAUGGGCUGGUGGGUGGACGGGCGGCGGAGGCUGAGCGUGCCGGGAAACGAGGCCGCGAUGCGCAACUACGUCGGCAACGUCGGGACGUUCGCGCUCGCGGAAGCAGCCGUGGAGGAGAUCCGGCGGCGGCCGCUCCCGGAGGUGGCGUCGAUGGUGCGGGAGGCGAUCGCGGCGAGGGCCACCGAGGAGCAUUUCCAGGAGCUGGUGGACUGGGUGGAGGAGCACAAGGGCGGCAGGUUCGCGGAGACGGCGACCGUCGGGCUGGGCAGCCCGGCGUUGGCCGUGACGUCAUUCGCGUCGUUCCGCCUUCAGACGGACUUCAGCUUCGGGCACGCCGCCCUGGCGAUGCCGAUGAUGCUCGCCGGGACCGGGAGGCUGUGCGCCGGCUUCGUGAAGAUCGUCCCGCGCCCCGGAGGCGACGGCUCGUGGGUCGUCAGCAUGGUGGUGUGGCCGAGGCUCGCCGCCGCGCUCGACUCUGACGAGCCGCGCAUCCUGAGGCUGGUCACCGCCGAGUACCUCGGCCUCAAGGCAGAAAACCCGUGUAGCCGGCUAUGA